Chanos chanos (milkfish) is the source of this 1781-nucleotide messenger RNA. It is a transcript of the gene sparc, whose product is annotated as secreted protein, acidic, cysteine-rich (osteonectin). Bases 83 to 976 code for a protein of 297 amino acids. The transcript is spliced from 10 exons. Gene Ontology annotation, molecular function: protein binding; collagen binding; extracellular matrix binding. Lineage: Eukaryota; Metazoa; Chordata; Actinopteri; Gonorynchiformes; Chanidae. The record is from RefSeq and is a predicted model, not a curated record. Gene Ontology annotation, biological process: anatomical structure development.
UGUUGCUGUUAGAUAGAUACAGACCUCCGCACCAGCUGACUUCUCCUUUGGCUUCACUGUGUGGCAAACAGAAGAUCCCAACAUGAGGGUGUGGAUCAUCUUCCUGCUGUGCCUAGCUGGCAAAGCCCUGUCUGCUCCAACUGAGGAAGAGCUUAUUGUUGGGGAGGAGCCCGUUUUUGAGGAGGCCACGGAAGUGGGUACCAACCCAGUCCAGGUGGAGACGGGCGAGUUUGAUGAGGCCAUCGAAGUCGUGGAGGAUGUUAUUGCUGAGAAUCCCUGUCUGAACCAUCACUGCAAGAAGGGAAAAGUGUGUGAGGUGGAUGACAGCAACGCUCCCAUGUGUGUGUGCCAGGAUCCUCUCACAUGUCCAGCUCCAGUCGGAGAGUUCGAGCACGUCUGUGGCACUGACAACAAGACCUAUGACUCCUCCUGCCACUUCUUUGCCACCAAGUGUGCUUUGGAGGGUACCAAGAAGGGCCACAAACUGCACCUGGACUACAUUGGACCUUGCAAAUUAAUCCCCGCCUGCCUGGAGAGCGAGCUGAAGGAGUUCCCCCUGCGCAUGCGGGACUGGCUGAAGAACGUUCUGGUCACCCUGUACGAGCGCGACGAGGACAACAACCUGCUCACCGAGAAGCAGAAACUCAGGGUGAAGAAGAUCUACGAGAAUGAGAAGAGACUGCAGGCUGGAGACCACUCUCUGGACCUGCUGGCCCUGGACUUUGAGAAGAACUACAACAUGUACAUCUUCCCCGUGCACUGGCAGUUCGGCCAGCUGGAUCAGCACCCCGUCGACGGGUUCCUGUCCCACACCGAGCUGGCCCCACUGCGCGCUCCCCUCAUCCCAAUGGAGCACUGCACCACCAACUUCUUUGAGCAGUGUGACGCUGACAACGACAAAUACAUCGCCCUGGAGGAGUGGGCCAGCUGCUUCGGCAUCAAAGACCAGGACGUCGACAAGGACCUUGUCAUCUAAGCCAAGUUUCUUUCUCUUGACACCCCCUAGUUAUGAUUGGGCUACGGUGCUAACCUUUAAAUUAAAAUCACAGCAAUGGUGCUAAUUGCAGUUUCUAACAAAGCACAUAUACCACUAGGAUUUGAAAUGUUAAGAAAAUAUACGCAGUUCACACUUAUCGUCAGAAAAAGUGACUGAAUGCUUCCAAUUCUGUUUUUUUUUCUUUUUUUUAAACCUUCUUUGUGCAAAAAAGGGAGGCCAGUUGAAGAGGUUAUGGAGAGAAGAGGUUAAUCUGUGCUAGGAGGUGGCAAAGGACACGCUAGACUUUGUGUGUUGGAAAGCUUUUGAAGAUGGAGUUACAAAGAAAAAAAAAAGGAUAAAUAUAUUUUUUAAAAGAAUCAGGGCUUGAAUUUAAUGUCAGUUGGGAUUUUCACAAGGACACAAAACAUGUAAAAACAAAAUAAAAUUUUCAAAUAAAUGCUCACUUUGCUUGCUUUAAAAAAAAUGUUUAGUGUUGCACUCUUUGGUGGUGGGUCCCCUCUUUGUUUUAUUCGAUAACUUUAGUUAGACAUGGAAAAAAAGCCUCUUUAAAUUUGAGCCCUGUACUGAGAGUUUGUUUUUAUUUGCCUGUCAUUUCAUGUAACAAAUAAGAAGAAAACACUGAGUGUAUUAACAUUUGAACAAUAAAAGGAAAUAUUAUUUGAACUCGAUGAGGGAAAGAAUCUCGCAGGAUGAGAAUUUUUUUUCGACUCUAACAUGUUCACUUACAUAUUCAGUAUUUGCCACAAUGUGAGCAUUAUUGAAAAUCUUUACAUGAAUAAAAGCU